AUGAGUUACUACUCUGAUGACGAGGACGUCGAUGUGCGCAUCCGUCACCAUGGCCAUUCACCUCGGCCAGUCCGAUACGUUGAGAGACCCCGGAAUUACUAUGGUGUUCCUGCCGGUCCAAGCUAUCUAGUGCCGGAACAGCACACUACCGUUGUUGCGCGGUCUCGUUCCCGCGACAGAUCCCGUGAUCGCAGGGCAAGUCCUCCUAGCCCAGUGCCCGCCCCAGCCAACCCAGUGAUUAUCAACAACCGUUUCUACGGCGAGCAUUCUUCGGAUGACGAUGAUGAUUAUCGACGACGCCGACAAGUCGCCCAUCGCCGCCGCAGCUCCGAUUCAAGAUCGCGGUCUCGAUCACGCCUUACUCGGGAAGAGUGGGAAGCCGAACUCGCUCGCCGUGAACUGGAGCGACUUCGCCUUGAGAACUCGCGGGACAGAGAGGAACGCCGCUUGACUAAAGAAGCUCGAGAUGACGCAGAGCUAAAACGCGCCAAACGAGAACUUGACGAGAUUAAACAACGCGAGGCGCGCGCCGAGGACGAGAAACGUAUCAAGAGGGAACUAGAGCUAAAGCGUUUGAGGGAGGAAGAGGAAGCUGCCGAGGAAAAGAAGCGCCGGGACAAGGAGGCCGCAGAGGCAGUUGAGCGUUACAAGAAGCUCGAGGCUGACCGCACGGCCGCGGAAAAGUUGCGCAAGGAACAAGAGGAGAAAGAAUAUAAACGUCGCAUGCAGGAGGACCUGUUAAAGUCAGGCCUAGACGAGAAGGCUAUUUCAGCUAUCCUUGAGAAGAAAAAGGUUCCAGACGCCCUGGAGCCAGGACAACGACCUACCUACACUCGCAUGGCUCGAAGGCAUUUAUCCAUCGAAACUCUACGAACGUUUCACAUCGAGUUUGAUCUUGAUAAUGAUCCAGAGUACAUCUUGAUCAAACGGUGGGUUCCAGAGUGGGAACAGGAUCAAUUUUGGAGGCACACGAAAUUUAUUCGUGAGAAGAGAAGCAGCACCUUGUUGAUCGAAGAGAAGAAGACUCGCCGGCACGAACCAGAAUUUGAGUGGGUUCGAAAGAAGAGUGAUCUGCGCAAACAGCGAGAGGGGAAUCGCUAG
Messenger RNA from Pochonia chlamydosporia 170, 1101 nucleotides. RefSeq lists its product as hypothetical. NCBI's taxonomy places the organism in Eukaryota, Fungi, Ascomycota, Sordariomycetes, Hypocreales, Clavicipitaceae. The coding region runs from base 1 to 1101 and encodes 366 amino acids. The transcript is spliced from 3 exons. The record is from RefSeq and is a predicted model, not a curated record.